Messenger RNA from Ectocarpus sp. CCAP 1310/34, 3420 nucleotides. The record is from the annotation of a GenBank genome assembly. Lineage: Eukaryota; Phaeophyceae; Ectocarpales; Ectocarpaceae.
AUGGUGGUCGCGCCGACCACUUCGAGUGCCGCAGACAAGCCGCCCGCCGCGCAAGAUUCUGCCGCCGCCGGCAACGGGAAAGAGGGUGACGCCGGAAAUGCUGGCGGCAAGAAGGGCAGGAAGCGCAAGGCCUCCUCCGCUCUAGCAGCGGCGAGCGAGGGCGGCAGCAGCGGCAGCAGCAGCGGCAGCAGCACGGACGGCGGGACGGCUUCUUCUUGGCCGAACGAAGGCGCCAAACGAGCGGAAGUAGAUGCCGGCGGUGACGACGGCAAUGCAGCCAUCGAGGGAGGGGGAGCGGAGAAGACAACGGGGGACGGUGACGGUGACGGUGAACGUGACGCCUCCAAUAAAGGGCCGAAGAAGAAAAAGCGGAGGGGCCAGGGGAAGAAGAAGAGGGCCGCGGAAGCUCGCGCGGCUGCUGCUGCUGCUGCUGCUGCUGUAGCGGCGGCGGGUUCAGCAUCAUCCCUGGGGGAUGCCGGCGGCAGCACCACCGCAGCCGCGGUAGACGAUGCUGGUGGUCCUGGCGCCCCUCCGCCGCCGGCUAGCUUGACGGCGGUGGGGCAAAAGCAGCAGCAGCAGCAAAAGCAGCACCAACAUGCCGGAGAGCAGACGGCCGAAGCCGCUGCCGCUGUCUCUGAGAAGGGAAAGACGCAGCCAGAAACGACGACCAAGAAGAAGAAAAAAAGAAAAAAGAAAAAGAAAGCACGAGGAGAGGACGAGGACGGGAAGGAGGCCGCCGAGGUAGAGCAAAAGAAGAGCGAGCGGGACUGGGAGCUUGGGGCCGAGGAGGCGGCGAAGAUGGCGCCCUGGAUGUACCUUGGGGUGGAGCUUCACCCCGCCCUGUUGUGGCAUCUUCAUCGACAGGGCUUCCAUGACCCCACCCCCAUCCAAAGACGAGUGCUGCCCAAGGCGGUGUUGGGGCGCAAGGACAUUAUCGGGGCGGCGGAGACAGGGUCCGGAAAGACGUUGGCCUUCGGACUCCCCGUCCUCAGCGAGAUACUCACGCGGCGGGACGCCGCCGCCGCAGCCGCUACCGCCGCUGCUGCCAAGUCGGAUGAGGGGGGGGAGGCUGACCAGAGGGAAGGGGAAGAGAAGGAGAGGGAGGGUCUGCACGAAGGGCUGCAGGCGUUGGUGCUGUGCCCCACGAGGGAGCUGGCGCUUCAGGUGGCGGCGCACCUGAGGGAGGUCGUGCGGGACACGGGCGUCGCGGUGGUGGCUGUCGUGGGUGGGCUCGCCGAGGUGAAGCAGCAGCGCCAGCUCUCCCGUCGGCCGGAGGUGGUAGUGGCCACGCCGGGGCGUUUCUGGGAGAUGGCCGGUACGCACGCCCACUUGUCCAGGCUGGAAACCCUCCGCCACCUGGUGGUGGACGAGGCAGACCGGAUGCUGGAGAGGGGCCACUAUCCCGAGCUCAGCCGCCUCUUCUCGAUGCUGGCGAAGGCGGAGGGGAGGCGGGAGGGAGGGGAUGGUGGCAGCAGCAGUAAGAGCCGUUUCGAGGAGAAAUUUCCGUUUGACGUCAGUGAGGGUGGAGAGUGGAGCGUGCCGCAGGAGGAGGAAGAGGAGGACAGCGGCGAAGGCGGCAAGAUGUUUGAUGAUGCGAUGGACGAGAGCGGCGACGGGGACGGUGGCGCUGACGGGGGUGGGUUGUCCGGCGGCGCCUCCCGGGUGCGGUCGCCGCCGGCGGAAACGAAUCGCCACGACGGUCGCGGCUUCGCCCGCCAGACGUACGUCUUCUCGGCUACCCUUACGCUAGGCUCGUCCGGGCGGCAGCAGCGCAAGAAGGGCGGCGCCGGCGGCGCCGCCGCAAAGGGGAAGGGGAAAAGGGGGGAGGGUGACGACGACGCUGUGAAGAACAUCAUGGAUCGCGUCGGCGUGCGCGGAGACCCUGCCGUGAUUGACAUGGGCAGGCGCACGGUGGGAGGGGGAGGAGGAGCGGAGACAGGGCAGGAUGCUGCCGCGGCGGGGCCGGCGGUGGUGGACGGGGGCGCCGGGGCCGGGGCUGCAGAUCUGCCGGCGUUGCCCUCGACGCUCAAGUUGUGCAGCAUCAAGAGCCUCCAGAUGGAGAAGGACGUACACGCGUACCUCUUCUGCGCGAUGUACCCUGGCCGCACGCUGAUCUUCGUUAACGCGAUCGCCAUCGCCAGGAGGCUGUCGGCGCUGCUGUGCGCGCUGAACGUGCCGGCGACCCCCCUGCACGCGCAGAUGCAGCAGCGCCAGAGACUCAAGAGCCUCGACCGUUUCACUUCGGACCCCAAGGCCGUUCUCGUUGCCACCGAUGUGGCAGCCCGAGGACUGGACAUCCCAAAGGUGGAGCAUGUCGUGCACUACGACGCCGCUCGCUCGGCGGAGGUGUUCAUCCACAGGGCCGGGCGGACGGCCCGGGCCAGGGCCGCCGGCCUGUCCCUGUCGAUCGUGGCUCCCAGGGACGACGCCAACCACCGGCAGACGUGCUCGGUCCUGGGUUUGCACGGCGGCAUGCAGGCGUUCCCGCUUGACGUGCGCAUGGUCGAGCGCGCCAGGGAGCGCGUCGGGAUGGCGCUGAGGGUGCUCAAGUUCCAGGAGGCGCAGAACAGGGUGUCCGCCUCCAACGACUUUUUCCGGGGUCUGUCCAAGGAAGCCGACCUCGUCAUGGACGGAGAUCUCCUCAUGGAGGACGCGGGCGCCAAGCCGGACGCGGCGGCUCAAGGGCGAAGGGGAGUGAAGGGGUUGGGCAAGAAGGGAAACCAGCACGCGGCGAGACUGGCGGCUGAGGCUAGACAGGCGCUGGCGGUAUCGCUGUCGCAGCCUUUGCACAGCGACCGGCGGAAGCUGAUCCCGGUCGCGCAAGCCCUGACCGACAUGAGAGCGGUGUCUGAGCGGACGGCGGCGGGAGACCUUGCGGGGAAGCAGAGGACAAGUAGCGGAAAGCAAAAGACACUGAAGUAGAAAAGAAUUAAAAUAUGUGGUGCGAAGAAAGGAGGACACGAUUUGCGUUUGCGAAAGCAGGAAGCUGCGUAGCGGCGUCGCGACGAGCACGCCGUUCACACGAGCGUAGGGGGGCCAAAUUCCUCACUUGCAUAUUGCGGUGUCUGCUGCGGCUGAAAAAAAAGGGGUUAAAGCCAGGAUACGGAUGCUGCUGCUGCCGCUGCCGCUGCUUCCAGAACUGCCGUUGCUUUCCCUCUCGUAUUUAUGAGCUGCUUGUUGUCUGCAACUGUUCUUACUGUAGGCCAGUUGCUUGUCGCUUCUUGGUGCACGGGCCGCUCUGCCGGCUGUCGCAUGUUCUUGCUUGCUCCUUGGCCUCCCACGAAGCAUGCGUUAUGCGGGGGUCAUUUGUAGUGUGUCACGCUUGCCUUUGAUACCUGUGUUCUGUUGUCCCAUUUGAGUGUUUUUGUCUGGAUACGGUAGGUUCGGUGAAAGAUGGGCGAUAUCAAGCAACGGCUCUUU